AUGGAAGAUAAGCCUAAGGUGUUGGUUCUGGGUGGUGUGGGCUUCGUGGGCCGCAACUUCGUCAAGUACCUCGUGGAUAACGACCUCGCCUCGUACAUUCGCGUGGUCGACAAGGUCCUCCCCCCCACGGCCUUCCUCGGCAAGCCCCACCAGGCCGCUUUCGAUGACUCGCGCGUCGAGUUCAUGCAGGGCAACUUGACCAACCCGACCUCCAUCGCCAAGUGCUUCACCGUUGAGGGCGGCAAGUUCAACCUCGUCUUCAACUUGGCCUGCGAGACCAAGUACUCCCAGACCGUGGAGGUCUACAGGGAGAAGAUCCUCGAUCUUAAGAAGAAGCUCGCCGCCGAGGCGGUCAAGCAGGGCGUUGAGAGGUUCAUCGACGUCUCUACCGCGCAGGUCUACGAGGCCGGCAAGAAAGCCAGCAAGGAGGACUCCUCGGUGAAGCCCUGGACCGGCAUUGCUGAGUUCUGUCUCGAAUCCGAGAAGGAGCUGCAGGGCAUGGCUGGCCUCAACCUGAGCAUCCUGCGCCCUGCCGUCAUCUACGGCCCCGGCGACGUCAGCGGCCUCUCGCCUCGCCUCAUCUGCGGUGCCGUCUACAAGCACCUCGACGAGAAGAUGAAGUUCCUGUGGGGCGCCGACCUCAGGCUCAACACCGUCCACGUGAACGACGUCUGCAAGGCCCUGUGGCACGUGGCUACCAGGUGCCCCGUCGGCUCCGUCUUCAACUUGGCUGACAAGGGCGACACCACCCAGGGUACCAUCAACGAUUUCCUUGAGAAGCUCUUCCACAUCAAGACUGGCUUCCUGGGCUCCGUCGUGUCGAACAUGGCCAAGCUCAACAUGAAGAACGUCACUGAGGAGAUCAACGACAAGCACCUCAAGCCCUGGUCCGAGCUUUGCAAGGCUCACGGCAUCACCAACACGCCCCUGACGCCCUACCUGGACCAGGAGCUGCUGUACAAUAACUCUCUCUCCGUUGAUGGCGGCAAGAUCGAGUCGACUGGCUUCACCUACGACGUGCCCCAGGUCACGGAGGCCCUCCUCAGGGAGCAGGCUCAGUACUUCAUCGACCAGAACCUCUUCCCCAAGAUCAUCUAA
Molecule: messenger RNA, 1098 nt
Organism: Acanthamoeba castellanii str. Neff
Lineage: Eukaryota; Discosea; Longamoebia; Acanthamoebidae
Product: NAD-dependent epimerase/dehydratase family protein
Exons: 9
Coding region: 1-1098 (365 amino acids)
Source: RefSeq, a predicted model, not a curated record